AUAGUGACAAAUGUUCAAAUCAUAGACUUCAAUAAUUGAACUCAGAAGAAGAACAAAACCCAAUCAGCCACACAUAUAUUCACAUAAACCCAAAAAGAGAAGACGAAGAAGAAGACUUUAAUGGAGAUUAUUCCGCCGUCACAAUCUCCGGUAACACCACUCCGCCGUACAAAAUCCAUCCCCACCAUGACGACUUCGAACACUCAAGAAAUCCCUUUCGACAUCGCUUCAACGCCGCCGUCUUCCUUCGACUACGACCUGAUCACCACAAAACCAUCUUCUUUCGUGGCCUACACGUCUCUCAGAGACAUCAUCUCCUCUUCUUCUCCGAGUAACUCGUCGCUCGCUUUACCGAUGAUUUUUCACGGUAGCUGCUCUCCGGUUAUUUCAUCCGUCGGAGAUAUCUCGAUUCGUAAUCGUCUCGUUAAGCAAGCUGCUCUGUCUUAUCUUCAACCAACGGCUUUGACUUCUUCCGACGAUUCUCCUGGUUCUCAAUUCUUCCGCCGCGUUUGGCUUCAAAUCUCCGCCGGGUUACAGUUCUUGAAACGUGUGUUUGAUUGGAUUUUUCAGUCGAUUCGUGUUCCUUUGAUUGUCAAAUAGUUUUUUUUGAUUUGUGAAUACAUUUGGAGUUUUUCAAGAAUUGAACACAAAACUGUUUGAUAUUACAAUAAAAAAAAGUGUUACAAAAUUGGUUUUGUUAUUGCAAUUUCGGUGAACCGUCGGUUUACAAUUUGGUUA
This is a messenger RNA of Camelina sativa (false flax), 738 nucleotides long. RefSeq lists its product as uncharacterized. NCBI's taxonomy places the organism in Eukaryota, Viridiplantae, Streptophyta, Magnoliopsida, Brassicales, Brassicaceae. The record is from RefSeq and is a predicted model, not a curated record.